GGGUAAAGUUGAUGGUUUUUUAGUGGUUGGGAUUUAAGGGAGGAUCCUUCACUUGUGCCGGAAGUGAUGCUCCCCUGUGGGUCUGGAUUUCUUGAUCUUUCUUUCACUUUUUGCCUUCUUUCUUGCUUUUCUUCAGCCGAAUCGGGGGCAAAUUGACUGAAAGACGCAAUCUUUUUUGCUCGUCCUCGCUGCUUCGAGCCCCACUUGUGGGUUUGCCCGUUCUUGCUUCUGGGUUUUGAUCUCUUCGCCCCCUCCGCCUUAUCUUAUGGGUAACCAACGAUUGAGGACUAAAAGAUCUGAACCUUUUCCUCCUUUUUAUUCUAUUUUUGCUUGAUUUCUUGCUUCGUUUUUUGCAUGGUAAUUCCACGCCCCCCUUUUUUCCCCAGUCGUUUUCAUUUGUCGAUGUGAUGGCUUUUCUUUGUUGCGAGGCUCGUCUUUUCUUGAUCUCUUGAUCUUUUUAGGUUUCAGAUAGGUUAUCUCGAUUGGAUUUUGGUCCCCUGGUCCAUCCAUUGCUUAAAACAGGCAAUUUGGGGGGGGGGAUUUUUCUCGUCUUUCUCACUGAAGAUUAUUUCCUUUCCCGAUUUCCAAGCAAAAUUGAACGAAUUUGCCCCUUAGAUCGUGCCUACUAUCGAUUUUUUGUGUCUCGAUUUCGACACCUUGGGUGCUACUUGUUGAUCUGGCACCCCAUCCAUUGAACAAAUAGGGGUUGUAGGGUGGCUCUUCUUUUCCUCCGUGGAGAAGAUGGGGGAAUGCAGUGAAUUCAGGGGUUGGGAGGAGCUGAUUCCUGAUGCUCUGGGCUUAAUCUUUCGUAACCUUUCGCUUCAGGAGAUCCUUACUGUUGUCCCCAGGGUCUGCAAGGCUUGGCACCGGGCGGUCUCCGGGCCUUACUGCUGGCAAGAGAUAGACAUUGAGGAAUGGAGCCAGCGAUGCAAGCCGGAGCAUUUGGAUCGAAUGCUUCAGUUGCUCAUCGCCCGGAGCUGUGGCUCCUUCCGACGGCUUUGCGUCUCUGGACUCCCCAGUGACUCCAUCUUUUCCUUCAUUGCAGACCAUGCUGUUUCCCUUCAGACCUUAGAGCUGCCGAGGAGUGAAAUAAGCGAUUCCAUUGUUGAACAUGUUGCACCGAAACUGUCAAACAUCACUUUCUUGGAUGUGAGCUACUGUAAAAAGAUUGGUGCUCGUGCCCUUGAGGCCUUUGGCAAGCACUGCAAGUCCCUUGUUGGGCUCCGUCGGAGAAUGCACCCACUGGAGGUGGCAGACAAGGUCUGCCAAGAUGAUGAGGCCCAGGCCAUAGCUCGUACAAUGCCCAAGCUCCGCCACCUCGAGAUGGCCUACCACCUCCUCACAACAUGCGGGGUCCUCGAGAUUCUCUCACGGUGCGAGGAUCUCGAGUACCUGGACGUGAGGGGCUGUUGGGAUGUGAAGCUUGACGACAAGAUCCUGAAGGAGAGGCAUUCUAGUUUGAAGGUGUUGGGACCUCAUAUCGUGGACUGCUACGACAAGAGAUUCUGGGAUGAUGAUACCCCCUCGGAUUACUCAGAUUCCUCUCUGUACUCAUGGGAUUUCAUGGAGGAUGGCAUCGACGUCUAUGAGGGGGAGAGCGAUGAUGAUAAUGUUUGGGAUGAUGAGCAAGGGCUGGAGGGGUUGGAAGUCAGGUUCUAUGGUGGUGGGCUAAAUUUUGAAUUUGCUGGGUUUGAUUGGCCUCCAUCUCCAUGAGUACUGUCUGUUUGCUUUUAAUGGGCUACCUACUCGUGCUGCUGCUACUAUUACUAUUCUGCUGGUGGUUUUUAGAACCGCUAUAAUCUACUAUAAAUCCUAUUGUAUCUUUGCUUUGGAAUGUUGGAAGGGAUGCAUUUGGGUGUAAACUUGUUACAUGAAGCAAAUCGAAGUGCCCGGACCUCUUUGUUCAUCGCCAAGGAAAUCUCUAGUGGAUAAUUAGUUGUAUUUGUUCGAUGAAUAUUGCGAAAGCACCUGUAUAUGAGAAGCUAUUUCUGAUCUAAUAGGGUGAGGCAGACUGGCAAUCAUUUGUUAAAACAGUUUGAUUAUCAUCCAGUGAUGAAUCGAAUGCAGUCGGGUUGUUGAUACU
Molecule: messenger RNA, 2083 nt
Organism: Phoenix dactylifera (date palm)
Lineage: Eukaryota; Viridiplantae; Streptophyta; Magnoliopsida; Arecales; Arecaceae
Source: RefSeq, a predicted model, not a curated record